This is a messenger RNA of Zingiber officinale, 1011 nucleotides long. Its product is annotated as 60S ribosomal protein L10a-like. Gene Ontology annotation, molecular function: structural constituent of ribosome; RNA binding. The coding region runs from base 176 to 826 and encodes 216 amino acids. Gene Ontology annotation, biological process: translation. Gene Ontology annotation, cellular component: large ribosomal subunit. The record is from RefSeq and is a predicted model, not a curated record. The transcript is spliced from 6 exons. NCBI's taxonomy places the organism in Eukaryota, Viridiplantae, Streptophyta, Magnoliopsida, Zingiberales, Zingiberaceae.
UUAAAAUCCAAUGGUAACCAGUAGCCAACUUGGGAAAUUCUAGGGCUUACAAGGGACUCGAGUCUUUAUAAUCCCGCAGCCUUUUUAUCGCUCGCGCGUACUUCGGGAGGCCGGCGGCGAUCUCGUACUGCCAUCCGCCUCAAGGUUUGAAAGGGGGAAGACGUACACGUGAAAAAUGAGCAAGUUGCAGAGUGAUGUACUCAGGGAAGCAAUCUCUCAGAUUGUUGGUGAUUCUCGAGAGAAGAAGCGCAAUUUCACAGAAACAAUUGAGUUGCAAAUUGGUCUGAAAAAUUAUGAUCCUCAAAAAGAUAAGCGAUUCAGUGGUUCUGUGAAGCUCCCACACAUUCCACGCCCUAAAAUGAAAGUUUGCAUGUUGGGUGAUGCACAACAUAUUGAGGAGGCUGAGAAGAUAGGACUUGAUUGCAUGGAUGUUGAAAGUUUGAAAAAGAUGAACAAAAAUAAGAAGCUUGUCAAGAAACUUGCUAAGAAGUAUCAUGCUUUCCUCGCAUCUGAGGCUAUCAUUAAGCAGAUUCCUCGUCUUCUUGGUCCUGGCCUUAACAAGGCAGGGAAAUUUCCCACAUUGGUUAGUCACCAAGAAACUUUGGAAUCUAAAGUCAAUGAGACCAAGGCAAUGGUAAAAUUUCAACUGAAGAAGGUCCUUUGUAUGGGUGUUGCCGUGGGCAACGUUGCCAUGGAGGAGAAGCAUAUUUUUCAGAAUGUGCAAAUGAGCGUGAAUUUACUUGUGUCGUUGCUGAAGAAGAACUGGCAAAAUGUGAGAUGCUUGUAUCUGAAGAGCACAAUGGGGAAACCAUCUCGCAUUUUCUAACUCAUAGCUUGCUUGGCUUAAAAUUUUUCGUUUGUCAAUCAUUAUGAAUGAGCAGAAGCUAUGAAAGAUUUAUUAUCUUUUCCCCCUUGAACUAAGUUUAGAACUUUAUGUUGUUGCUGUCUUAACAUUCCAUGGAUUUUGAAUGAUUUGCUAUUCAAGCGUGAUAAAUUUGCUGUUUCAUUUAA